Nelumbo nucifera (sacred lotus) is the source of this 1726-nucleotide messenger RNA. RefSeq names its product protein LIGHT-DEPENDENT SHORT HYPOCOTYLS 3-like. The record is from RefSeq and is a predicted model, not a curated record. NCBI's taxonomy places the organism in Eukaryota, Viridiplantae, Streptophyta, Magnoliopsida, Proteales, Nelumbonaceae. Gene Ontology annotation, biological process: mRNA transcription; response to light stimulus. Gene Ontology annotation, cellular component: nucleus.
UGUUAUUCUCUCUUAUUUUACCCCCGUAACUUUUUCCUGUCUCCAUCACCUCAACCUACUGUCAACCUCUUUCCAAUCCCACAAAAGCCCUAGCCGAGGAGUUCCCACCACCGCUUACCACAGGAAAAGGAGAGUGUUUAGAAAGAAAAAUAAAAAAGAAACCCCCCUUCUCUCCUGUCUGAAAUCUCAACUCUCUCUCUCUCUCUCCUUCGCUCUCGCUUGUAAGACACUAUUGGCCCAUCGUUAACAAAUAGGAAUUCAGUUUCUUCAUCCCCUUUUCGGAAAAAAAUCCGCCAACACCAGAAACUUUCAAGGUUUCUAGUAUUUCUCAAACAAAGAAACCCCAAGAAGGAAGGAGAGAGAAUCCUUUCAUUCUGCUACUGAUCUCCUUGCCACCAUAUCCAUAUCUCUCUCUCUCCCUCUCUCUCUCCGGAGCCAAAGAUGGAAAUUAUGGAAAACUGCUACAAGGAGAAGAGCAAAAGGUGAAGCAGAUCGACAUCCACUAUAUAUGUUUGCCACUGCCUGAUCUAUUCAAGCUCAGUUCAUCUUUAACUGGUUCCAGGAACAAAAAGAGAGAACAGGAAGAAGGGGAAAGGAAACCAUUUCAAUGGAUACAAUUCCAGCAGCAGACAGUUCUAACUCGGAGAACACCAAUAGCAACAACACUAAUAGCUCCGCCGCAACCUCAUCGUCAGCAUCUGCCCCCAGCAGCCGAUACGAGAACCAGAAGCGUCGAGAUUGGAAUACCUUCGGCCAAUACCUAAAGAACCACAGGCCUCCACUGUCGCUCUCCAGGUGCAGCGGCGCCCAUGUGCUGGAAUUCCUCAGGUAUCUCGAUCAAUUCGGGAAGACCAAAGUCCACACCCAAAUGUGCCCCUUCUUCGGCCACCCGAAUCCCCCUGCACCGUGUCCAUGCCCACUCCGUCAGGCUUGGGGAAGCCUCGACGCUCUCAUCGGACGUCUCCGAGCUGCCUUUGAGGAGCACGGUGGAAAGCCGGAAGCCAACCCAUUUGGUGCCCGAGCAGUGAGGCUCUACUUACGUGAGGUUCGUGAGUUGCAGGCCAAAGCAAGGGGGAUCAGCUAUGAGAAGAAGAAGCGGAAGCGCCCCCAGCAGCAGGCCCAAUUGCCACCUUCAGGUGCAAGCUAGCAACUGCGCUUUAUCCAGCUAUUUUCUGCACUGCGGAUUCUAGUCGUUGAUUAUCCAAAAUUACAUUCUGAGAAUUGGAGAAGGAGAAUUCAUCAACAUUUUCUAUAUCUUUUAAGCUGUUAGUUGCCUUUAGCGUUAUGGGUACCGCCUCCGGCCUCUAUUUUCCCUUUCGAGUAGGUAAUAUAAAUAUGUAUGAGUAUAUGUAGAAGUAGCUACCUAUUCAUGAGCUAUUCAUGCAUUCUAAGUGGUUCAUGCUGUUCUUCUGUCUUAUGUUUUACUUCAGCAGAACCUAUGUUCAGAUUUAUAGGUAUAUUGGAUUUGCUUUCGAUGCAAAAAAAGUACUGGUACUGGUGGUAAUAGUUGUAGUAGUAGUAGUUGGACUACUGGGAGUAGUUGUUGUUGUUGCUGCUUUUGUUGCUGUUAUGGACCUGUGUUUCUAGUAGUAAUAGUAGUAGAACUUCAAAGAGAGAGUGUACUUGAAUGUAUCAUCUAUCUGAAAUUUCAGCACCCCAAUUGCUCUUAGAUAUGUACUUGAAAAUUCAUAUAUGCCAAGUAAUAUAUUUGCAGACUUUACAUCAA